AUGACCGAUGCUGCUUUGCAGACGGUGGUCAAGGAGAUCCAGUUUGCAGCUGGCUGCACCGAAUACAAGGCCAAAGUCAAGCUCAUGGAGGCUAAUCUCUCGCAGCGCGACGCAUUGAUGCUCAUCUCCGACGAGCAGCGCAUGAUGGAGCAGGAGGCCAACGAGCGGUACGAGGAGAUGAUGAAAGGCUUAAGGGAAAUGCAUCAGCAGCAGUUGAACGUGGACAACUUCCUGGAAGACUUGGAGUACGUCUGCUGCGAAAGCUUCCUUUCCCACGAGGAGGAGAUAUGCUUGAGAGUGCUCAAGGGGGAGCGGCUGAAGCUCUACUACCAAGAUCCGCUAGAGUCGGACUACCUGGAGCAUGCCGGCGGAGGGUGGGCCUACGUCGGCUUCAAAGACAACAAGCAUACUCACGGAUGGAUACCUCAGGAGUGCAUGCAGGUGGCGGUGAGGUCGCCUAAGAAACGGGUGCAGUGGCAGAGAUACAGAGUGAGAGAGAGCUGGUUCGCGCAGAAGCAUCACGACAUCGACGGGUAUCUCCGUGUGAACACAGGGGACACCAUCGAAAUGCUGGAGACCGUGGAAGCAGGCGCCUGUUCUUGGGUUUAUUGCUACGAGAUCGAGAGCGGCGUGGCGGGCGAGAUCCCUGAGUCAAGGGCUCAGCGGCUAAAGCAGCUAAGGCAGCUAAAGCUUCAAGAUAAAGCCUGGGGCCUAGGGCCCGGGAGCCUGUUUCGAUCUUCGCCCUCGGCCGCCAAGGCAUUGCCUGGAGUGAUUCUGCAAAGGGCGACCCAAGCCUCCGCAACGCCCACCUCUAAGCAACGCAUAAGCAACUUAGCCAGCGAUUUGGAUCUUCUGUUCGCAGCUCAGAACCCAAAUCGUGCGAUUUGCGAUUUUGGCACAUGUCCACAAGCAAUUGGAAAGCUAUUUGGAGGUUGCGAGUCCAAAUCGCUGGCGUUUUGCGAGAUUUGCGAUUAG
Symbiodinium necroappetens is the source of this 975-nucleotide messenger RNA. The record is from the annotation of a GenBank genome assembly. Lineage: Eukaryota; Dinophyceae; Suessiales; Symbiodiniaceae.